Messenger RNA from Peronospora matthiolae, 267 nucleotides. Lineage: Eukaryota; Oomycota; Peronosporomycetes; Peronosporales; Peronosporaceae. The record is from the annotation of a GenBank genome assembly.
AUGAUGAAGGAGGGAGGGAGAAAGCAGCUCAAGAGGUCGCGCGACAGCCGUCUGGAAGGUGUAGAACGGGCGACGACUUUCUGCGUCCGGCUGGGACUCACCGCAUGGGGUUUGACGUUAGUCCUGACUGACUUUUGCGGGCGGUUGGAGUGCGCCGCAGUCAUGAUCGGUGGACAGAGGCAGUUAGUUGGUUGCCUCCUGGUCUUGGACAGGCUGGACAUCGGAAGCAAGAAGAGCAAGUUGCGCCGUAGGGUGGAAGAAGACUGA